AUGGGCGGCGGCGGAGACAGCUGCGACGCUGGCGACUGCUGGGUGCCGCGCCCCGCGUGCCCCGCGGAUGUUACUCUCGUCCUGGUUGGGAAGGUGGGCUCCGGUAAGAGCGCUACCGCGAACAGCAUACUCGGGCGGAAGGCGUUUGCCUCGGAGUACUCCUACGGCAGCGUCACGGAGACUUGCCAGAUGGAAAGCACGAUGAUCCGUGAUGGAUGUGCGACCCGCACCGUAAAUGUCAUCGACACGCCCGGAUUAUUUAACAUGGAGAGGAAAAUUGAAGACUCUCGUGAAGAUAUCAUAAAGUGCAUGGACAUGGCUAGAGAUGGGAUGCAUGCAAUUCUUAUGGUAGUUUCAGCUACAUCUCGGUUUUCUCGUGAAGAUGAGAAAACAAUCAAGGCAAUUAAAAUGUUUUUUGGUGACACAAUCAUUGACCACUUGAUAUUAGUGUUCACAAAUGGAGACAGAAUAGGGGUGGACAAUUGGAUGAAAAUGCUUACUGAUGAUAAUUGUCCAAAGUAUCUCCAGGAUGUGCUCAAGCAAUGCAAAAAUAGGGCCAUACUAUUUGACAAUGUGACCAAUAACCAGCAGAAAUGUGAUGCACAGCUUAAGAAACUCCUUGAUAUGGUGGACUCUGUUGUUUCAAGCAAGUGUGGGAAAGCAUUUUCAAACCUGAUGUUUGCUCACAUUAAGGUACAUGAGCUAGAAAAAAUACAUCCUCUUUGGACUUUUCUUGGAACCUUCCGGGAGCUUGUGACAGUAAACAGUGUUUGUGCAAGUUGUCAGAAAGAUAGUGAAGCAAGGAUAUCAAACAUGGUAGAUCAAGAGAAAUGA
Messenger RNA from Panicum virgatum (switchgrass), 834 nucleotides. RefSeq names its product immune-associated nucleotide-binding protein 7-like. The coding region runs from base 1 to 834 and encodes 277 amino acids. The record is from RefSeq and is a predicted model, not a curated record. NCBI's taxonomy places the organism in Eukaryota, Viridiplantae, Streptophyta, Magnoliopsida, Poales, Poaceae. The transcript has 5 exons. Gene Ontology annotation, molecular function: GTP binding.